This is a messenger RNA of Staurois parvus, 297 nucleotides long. NCBI's taxonomy places the organism in Eukaryota, Metazoa, Chordata, Amphibia, Anura, Ranidae. The record is from the annotation of a GenBank genome assembly.
GCACAGGUAGGUGGCACUUCUGGGCACAGAUGUGUGACACUGCAGCGUGGCACAGGUGGAUGCACUGCUGGGCACAGGUUUUGUGCACUGCUGGGCACAGGUGGGUGAUCUGCUGGGCACAGGUGGGCGGAGUUAGUGGGCGCACUGCUGGGCACAGGUGGGCGGAACUUGCGGGUGGCACUGCUGGGCACCGAUCAUCAGGGCACUGAUCAUCAGUGCCCUGAUGAUCGGUGCCGAUCCUCGCUCUGACAACUGCCGGUUCUCGGCACGUGUCAUUGGACACCGCUGAUCAGGUGG